AUGUCACAUCGCUAUUCACCCAAAUCUAGUACAUACUCCGUUCCCGGUGGGGAUACUCGAUUGGCGAGUGACGUAUACGAUGAAUCUGGACCAGAUAACCACGCAAAUGGCGAUUCCCGCCGAGGUCACGUCCACUUUGCCGCUGAAUUGGGCAGCGCAGUUGAAGGAAUUGUUACGUCGAUGGUAGCAAGACAUGGAGGCUCUGGCGUCGACAAGAGCCUUGCCUGGGAAGCCAUUCAGAGCCUGGCAAGGUCACAGCUUGAUGGACUUACAGGGAGCUUGAUCGCACAAGGGUACCAGAGCCCUCACCCUCCGCUGUUCAAUAAUUCUAUCCUCGCUGCUGAAAAUUUCUUUCUUUUCGAAGGAGAUGCUGGCCAUAUGGGCCAUGAUGUACCGUCGAUGCCAGACUUGAAUGCUUUCUUCCAGGAAGAACAGCCUCCUGGCUUAGAAAAUGUUCAGAACUUUGACGUACCAGAAUUAGGACAUAUCAUGUAUGAUGACGGUCCCUUUUCGUUAUUGCAAAUGCCUGUUCCGAGUCCGUCAUCUGGAACGAUUACUAUGCCGACCAAUAGUCCAUCCUUACAAGAGCCAUGGCCCGAUGGAAACUCCAUCGACUCUUCUACGACAGGUAGCACACGGACUAUUACAGCCGAUCCUGUCCAUAGACGCCAUGAAACAGCUUCCAAACAGCCGGGGCAAAGACUCGCGGCUCCUCAAACACGGCACGACGAUUCUUGGCCUGAGAGAAGCUUCAGACCCUCUUCCAAGCGUUCCAUAACUCGAGCUGAUCGCUUGAUGCAAAUUGAUAUGGCAAAACUACCUAAUAAGAGAUCCAGGCGCGGAAGACCGAGUGAACGACCUAGUUGCGCUCGUUGCAAGAUUCAGAAAAGAAGAUGCUAUGGAAACUCUAAGGCUUGUGAGUCUUGUGACAUGUCACCCGUAUAUCGGGAGCUCUGCAUUCCCGCAGACAUUAAAGGAUCGCGAACUCUCCUUCACAGUUUAUACCAAACACGAAUUCAAUCGUUACUCAACAACGUCGCUGAAUGGCUCCCGGUAGAACCUUGCAAGGCGGUAGCUAUUGAAAUCUCAAAUGGCUUUAAACCGAUACUGCAGGUCACAGUAAGACCAUACGUUCCUUUCAACCAAGACGCUCUUACUCACGUCCUGUUCCGUGGGACCGAGGCCGGCAUGAUUACUCCGCGGGCAGAGAGUACAGCAUUUUCUCUGGAGGAUGGCACCCUAUCAAUACAAAAGAUUGAUGCCUAUUGCGAUAAUCUUGCGUUCGACCUAGCACUGAGUGAAGGAAAACAGGCCACAGACAGGAACAGGCUUGCACGUCAUAUUCUCAUGUUUGCCACGACACAAUGUGCAGGACUUCAGGAAGGGCCGAAUCUAGAAGGGAUCGGCUUGGUAAGACUUGCGUUACGGUUCUGGGCCAUGCAGGCUGUCUUUUUCAAGUAUCCCUGGACAAUAGUGAAAGGUGCUUCGCAGAUAGGAAUGUCUCCGCUGCGUAUCCCCGGAUGCUGGUUUGGAAAGACACUACUCCCACGACUCGUCAACCAACAACUCGACAAAGCCUUUGAGACCCGCAUGGAUGAACUUGAGCGAGAGAUCCUUGAACAACUUCAAGACCUGAUCCUCCGCCGCGAACGAAGCACGUACUGGUGUGCCAUUUUUCUAACAACCUUUAUACUGUUACAUAGUCUCGAGAAAGACUCAUGGAACAUGCACGCCUGGGAGUAUGAGAAAAACCGCAGUGGUGGAACUCGUUGGCCUUUGAGAAGAGACCCGUGUGAUUACUAUGGUCAGAACAAACAUAUCGCAGAUACCUUGACGACAUACUUCCAUAUCGUGACAAAUGGCCAUGCGCCGUUUGCCAUAGACUGGGCGAAAUCUUCAAACCAAGGGCUUCUUGGUGAAGGUUCACCUGCUCGAAUGCUGAUCGAGAGCAUACAGAAAGAUCUACAGAACCCCCAGUCUAGUUACGGGGAGGAGUUAUAUGCCUCGAAAAAGUUCCGAAGGGACGAUGUUGAGAGCUUGAACUAUUACUACACAAAGAGAUUGAUUUUGGGUUAG
Messenger RNA from Fusarium redolens, 2076 nucleotides. RefSeq lists its product as uncharacterized. NCBI's taxonomy places the organism in Eukaryota, Fungi, Ascomycota, Sordariomycetes, Hypocreales, Nectriaceae. The transcript has 6 exons. Bases 1 to 2076 code for a protein of 691 amino acids. The record is from RefSeq and is a predicted model, not a curated record.